Messenger RNA from Fusarium tjaetaba, 4080 nucleotides. Its product is annotated as mannosyl-oligosaccharide alpha-1 2-mannosidase. Bases 1 to 4080 code for a protein of 1359 amino acids. Gene Ontology annotation, biological process: amino acid transmembrane transport; carbohydrate metabolic process. Gene Ontology annotation, cellular component: membrane. Gene Ontology annotation, molecular function: mannosyl-oligosaccharide 1,2-alpha-mannosidase activity; amino acid transmembrane transporter activity; calcium ion binding. NCBI's taxonomy places the organism in Eukaryota, Fungi, Ascomycota, Sordariomycetes, Hypocreales, Nectriaceae. The record is from RefSeq and is a predicted model, not a curated record. The transcript is spliced from 8 exons.
AUGAUUCGAGAUCCGUUCAACAUCCACCGAACCACAAGCACCUUUGGACGCCCGCAAUCUCGAAACAUUCCUGCGCCGUCGCGGGCUGAGGCCGAUGAAGUAGCUAUGGCCUUCUCUAUGCCCCGAACCGUUCCGUCCUUCGAUAGUCGUCAACGAGAGCUUGAGGAUCGAUUCUGGGGUUCUGGCCAGAAAUCCAACAAGUCGGAUCGACUACCAAUGUACAAAGACAAACCUUAUGCGUCGCCUUACGACGAUGAGGACAGACCCUUUUGGAAGCGCAAGAAGUGGAUGACCAUUAUUGCCUUUGUUGUUUUGACAUUAAUAUAUUGGACUGGAUCUUCGAAGAAACCCUCCCCGAAGCGAACGGUAACGACCGAUUGGAGCUACACAGGCUUGUCCAAGGAUGAUAGAAAGGCGAAUUGGGAUCACAGAAGAGAUCGUGUGGUCGAGGCAUUCGAGCUGAGCUGGGAUGCCUACAAGCGAUAUGCCUGGGGAUUCGAUGAAUACCACCCGAUCAGCAAGACGGGUGAAAAUAUGGCACCAAAGGGACUCGGCUGGAUCAUAAUCGACUCUUUGGACACUAUGAUUCUCAUGAACCUUACAUCUCGUGUCCAAGACGCUCGUCAUUGGAUCUCGGACUCCUUGACAUGGGAUCAGGAUCAGGAUGUCAACACCUUCGAGACGACGAUUCGAAUGCUGGGUGGGCUUCUAAGUGCACAUUACUUAUCCACCGAGUUUCCGGGGCUUGCGCCACUGGCCGAGGAUGACGAGGGGGCAGCCGGUGAGGAUUUGUACCUCGAGAAAGCUAAAGACUUGGCCGAUCGUCUCAUGAGCGCAUUUGACUCACCAUCUGGUAUCCCAUAUGCGAGUGUCAACCUUGCUAAGUUCGAGGGUAUCCCCUCACACGCAGACAUGGGAGCGUCGUCGACGGCGGAGGCUACAACUCUCCAGCUUGAAUUCAAGUACCUCGCGAAGCUCACAGGAGAAAAGGACUUUUGGGACCGUGUGGAAAAUGUCAUGAAACUUGUCGACAACCAGGGAGCUCAGGACGGCUUGGUCCCCAUCUUUAUCUAUGCAACCUCGGGCGAGUUCAGGGGUGAAAACAUUCGUCUGGGAAGCCGCGGCGACUCAUACUAUGAGUAUCUUAUCAAGCAAUAUCUUCAGACGAACAAGCAGGAGCCUAUCUACCAAGAUAUGUGGGACGAGGCGCUUCAAGGCGUUCGCAAGCACCUCGUUACAUAUACUUCGAACUCCAAGUUCACCAUCAUCGGAGAGCGACCGAAUGGAUUAGAGAUGCCACUUAGUCCGAAGAUGGAUCACCUUGUGUGCUUCAUGCCCGGUACAAUAGCAUUAGCGGCCACAGAAGGCCUUACCGAGGCUCAGGCGCGCAAAUCGCCGACGUGGUCGAAGAAGAACGAGGACGAUAUGCAGCUGGCGCGAGAAGUCAUGGAGACAUGCUGGGGAAUGUACAAGUACAUGGCAACAGGGCUAUCGGCCGAAAUCACCUACUUUGAGAUUGACAACCCGCCAGCGGCUUACGGUAAUCCUCGAAAUGGUCCAGUUAAUUUCGACCCAAGUCCGGACGCGGAGUGGCGUAAGGACUUUACUGUCAAGUCUGGCGAUGUCCACAAUCUCCAGCGACCCGAGACAGUCGAGAGUCUGUUUUACAUGUGGAGGAUCACCAAUGACAACCGAUACCGGGAAUGGGGUUGGGAGAUGUUCAAGUCUUUCAUGAAUCACACAGCUGUGCGAAAUGGAGGAGGCUUUACAAGUCUGCGCAAUGCCAAUGUUGUCCCUCCUAAAGUGCGGGACAACAUGGAGAGCUUCUGGCUGGCUGAAACACUCAAAUACUUUUACCUCCUGUUCUCACCUCCUGAUCUCCUACCUCUUGACAAGGUCGUUAUCAACACCGAAGGACACCCACUGCCUCGCUUUGACAUGGGACAGUUAUUCUCUACAGGAUGGAAGAGAAAGCCAAGAGACGCCAAUGGCAAGAUCAUCGCUACGGCCGUCAAGGCAGAAAGUCAAGAGAAGGAGGCCGUUAUGCAGGACGCCAAGAAGGGUGGCGAAGUUACGUUGAGCCGUCCUCCGCCGACAAACCGCUUACUCACAACAUAUACCUCCCACUCACCUCCGACAUCCGCAUACGCCUACGCUUACAACUCCGACAACAAUCCCCAGCGGAGGGCCAGCUCCAGUCAUCCCACAGUUCGGGAUCGACCAAGCGUGAGCUCGGCCCGCGCACAGCGCGCAGGCUCAAGCGCAAGAAUGGCGCCUCACGAUGUCGAGCGCGGGAGCAUCAGCAAGAUGAAGGAGGAGUCGCUCGCCCCCGGGAGUUCUUUUAGCAUGCGCGAACCCGAGUACGGUGAUAUUUCCCCGCCUUCUUAUUGGGACCGGUUCGUCGAUGGCUUUAGGCGCGAUCACAGAUCAAGUUUGUUCACGAAUGAUCCGUUGGGGCAGCACGAGGGAUCCGGAAGGGUGCAUGAUGGAGCGCAUUACUACGAUAUCCAGAGUGCCAUGUUGGAGACGGCAAAUUCAGGCCUUGCGAGAGAGUUGAAAGGAAGACAUUUGCAAAUGAUUGCAAUUGGAGGCUCCAUUGGUACUGGGCUUUUUGUCGCAUCGGGAAGAGCUUUGGCAGACGGAGGUCCAGCAUCGAUCUUGCUGGCUUUUACUAUCGUGGGUGCCAUGCUCUUUUGUACAUGUCAAGCGCUGGGUGAGCUUGCAGUAAUCUUCCCAAUUGCUGGAUCAUUCUCAUCGUGGGCGACUCGGUUCAUCGAUCCGUCUUGGGGAUUCGCAAUGGGGUGGAACUACGCGAUGCAAUGGCUCAUCGUGUUACCGCUCGAGAUCAUCGCCGCAUCGCUAACCCUCUCUUACUGGGACGAGAGUCUUACACGCGCCAUUUUCGUCUCUGUAUUCCUAGUCGUCAUCAUAGUCAUCAAUAUGUUUGGCGUCAAAGGCUACGGUGAAGCCGAAUUCAUCUUUUCCAUCAUCAAGGUCAUUGCUGUUAUUGGCUUCAUCCUUCUCGGCAUCGUUCUCAACUGUGGCGGAACGCCAGAUAGCGGAUACAUUGGCGGCCGCUAUUGGCAAAACCCUGGUGCUUUUAACAACGGCUUCAAAGGAAUGUGCAAUGUGUUUGUUACAGCUGCUUUCUCUUUUGCUGGCACUGAGCUUAUUGGCCUCGCUGCCGCCGAAACAGCGAAUCCGCGAAAAUCGCUGCCAACGGCUUUGAAGCAGGUGUUUUGGAGGAUCACGCUUUUCUAUAUCGUUGCCUUGACAUUAGUAGGACUCCUCGUUCCACAUACUGACCCUCGGCUCGUGGGCGGUAACAGCGAUGCGGAUGCAUCAGCCUCACCUUUUGUGAUAGCCAUCGAAGAAGCCGGCAUUCAGGUUUUACCAUCUGUCAUGAACGCGGUCAUCCUUACUGCCGUCCUGUCCGUCGGUAACUCUGCCGUCUUCGGUUCCUCGCGUACCCUUGCUGCUCUUGCAAACCUUCGGCAGGCUCCCAAGAUCGUCGGUUACGUCGACCGCAAAGGCCGACCACUCGUCGCUAUUGCGAUCGCGAGCGCGUUCGGCCUCAUCGCUUUCCUUGCAGAUCUGCCCGAACAAGGAGCUGUCCUUGACUGGCUCAUGGCCAUCUCAGGCUUAUCAACCAUCUUUACAUGGGGCUCUAUUUGCGUGUGUCAUAUCCGUUUUCGCCGUGCGUGGGCUGCCCGUGGCCGCUCUGUCUCUGAGUUACCCUUCCAAUCCCAGGUCGGCGUUGUGGGUUCUUGGGUUGGUAUCACACUGAACGUUCUUGUCAUCAUAGCGCAAUUCUGGGUCGGCGCCUUUCCCAUCGGCUGGCAAGAAUUAACAAGCGCCCAGGUCGCGCAGAAUUUCUUCCAUAAAUGGGUUGGCGCACCCUGCGUUUUGGCCUUUUAUAUAUUCCACAAGCUUUAUUUCCGGACUACGUUUGUGAGAAUACGAGAUAUGGACGUCGACACUGGACGUAGGGACUUUAACGUCCCUAUCCUUGUCGCUCAGGAACGAGAGGAACGAGAAGGUUGGCCCCGAUGGAAGAGAUAUUAUAAGUUCAUGUGCUGA